Molecule: messenger RNA, 1186 nt
Organism: Monodelphis domestica (gray short-tailed opossum)
Lineage: Eukaryota; Metazoa; Chordata; Mammalia; Didelphimorphia; Didelphidae
Product: arginine--tRNA ligase, cytoplasmic-like
Biological process (GO): arginyl-tRNA aminoacylation
Molecular function (GO): ATP binding; arginine-tRNA ligase activity
Source: RefSeq, a predicted model, not a curated record
UUUCUUUUGAGCUGAUUUCCUUUUUCUUUUAGAGUUCCAAAAAAUCUAUGAUGCUUUAGAUAUUUCCCUGAUAGAGAGAGGGGAAUCAUUCUACCAAGAUAGGAUGACUGAUAUUGUCAAAGAAUUUGAGGAAAAAGGAUUUGUGCAGGUGGAUGAUGGGAGGAAGAUUGUGUUUGUCCCAGAAAGCUCAGUUCCACUAACAAUAGUAAAAUCAGAUGGAGGUUAUACUUAUGAUACAUCUGACUUAGCUGCUAUCAAGCAAAGACUAAUGGAAGAAAAGGCAGAUAUAAUUAUCUAUGUGGUAGACAGUGGACAGGCUGUACACUUUCAGGCAAUAUUUGUAGCAGCUCAGAUGAUUGGAUGGUAUGAUCCUAAAGUGACCCGAGUAAGCCAUGCUGGAUUUGGCGUAGUGCUAGGAGAAGACAAGAAAAAAUUUAAAACUCGCUCAGGUGAUACAGUGCGCCUCAUAGAUCUGUUAGAGGAAGGACUGAAAAGGUCUAUGGAUAAACUGAAGGAAAAAGAAAGAGAUAAGGUUUUAACUCCAGAGGAAUUGAAGGCUGCUCAGACUUCGGUCGCUUUUGGCUGCAUCAGAUAUGCUGAUCUUUCCCACAAUAGGAUGAAUGACUACAUCUUCUCCUUUGACAAAAUGCUAGAUGACAGAGGAAACACAGCAGCUUACUUACUAUAUGCCUUCACUAGGAUAAGAUCUAUUGCUCGAUUGGCUAACAUUGAUGAAGAGAUGUUACAGAAAGCUGCUAAGGAAACUAAGAUCAUUUUGGACCAUGAGAAGGAAUGGAAGCUAGGCCGGUGUAUUUUACGUUUUCCUGAGAUUCUGCAAAAGAUUUUGGAUGACUUGUUUCUCCACACGCUCUGUGAUUAUAUCUAUGAAUUAGCAACCACUUUUACAGAAUUCUAUGAUAGUUGUUAUUGCGUGGAAAAAGAUCGCCAGACUGGUAAAAUAUUGAAGGUGAACAUGUGGAGGAUGUUAUUGUGUGAAGCAACUGCUGCUAUCAUGGCUAAAGGAUUUGAUAUCCUAGGUAUAAAACCUCUUCAGAAGAUGUGAUUAAACCUGUGUUUGAAACAUUUUGUUUUUUACAAAAAUGGCCAAUAGCACUCUGCUUUUUUAAAUAAUCAUGUGGAGAAGAUAUUUUAAAAAAUAAAGGGAAAAUGCAACUUUUUCUAUGAA